Ornithodoros turicata is the source of this 1690-nucleotide messenger RNA. RefSeq names its product succinate--CoA ligase [ADP-forming] subunit beta, mitochondrial-like (gene ScsbetaA). Gene Ontology annotation, cellular component: succinate-CoA ligase complex; mitochondrion. Lineage: Eukaryota; Metazoa; Arthropoda; Arachnida; Ixodida; Argasidae. The coding region runs from base 70 to 1416 and encodes 448 amino acids. Gene Ontology annotation, molecular function: succinate-CoA ligase (ADP-forming) activity; ATP binding. The record is from RefSeq and is a predicted model, not a curated record. The transcript has 11 exons. Gene Ontology annotation, biological process: succinyl-CoA metabolic process; tricarboxylic acid cycle.
GGUUUUGAUGCAUGGUCACCAGCGCAACUAGCGCUCCAAAACUCGGAAGCAGACUCACCCUACCCUACAAUGGCGACCUUGCUGCAGAGGACAGCUCGCCUGGCAGGGAAAUUUCCCGUUCAUCGACACCUGAAGGUAAACCAACAAGAAGCAGUUGUAGGAUGGAUGCAGCGCCGCAACCUCAAUCUGCAAGAGAAUGUCAGCAUGCAGCUCCUUCACGACAAUGGAGUCAAUGUGCCAACGUUUGGAGUUGCAACCACUCCAGACGAGGCGCAAGAAAUUGCACAGAGGCUAGGAAAGGCAGACAUGGUGGUGAAAGCGCUGGUUCUGGCCGGUGGCCGUGGCAAAGGCACGUUUGACAGUGGACUCAAGGGAGGAGUGAAGACUGUCUUUUCGCCAGAUGAAGCGAAACAGAUUUCUGGCCGCAUGAUUGGUUAUCACCUGCGGACAAAGCAGACGGGUGAAAAGGGCCUCCUGGUGAACAAAGUUCUCGUGUCGGAACGGCUCUACAGCAGACGGGAGUACUACUUUGCUCUCAUGAUGGAACGAGAGCACCACGGCCCGCUUAUUGUCGCCUCGUCACAAGGUGGCGUCAACAUAGAGGAGGUGGCGCGGGAAAACCCCGAAGCCAUCCUCAAGCUUCCCAUCGACAUCGAGAAGGGCGUUGACAAGGUCGAAGCGGCUGACUUGGCUCGCAAGUUGGGUUUCCAGAGCGCCGCUGUGGAUGGGGCUGUGGAAAUGAUCGAGAACCUGUACAAAGUUUUCCUCAAGUACGACGCCACACUGCUCGAGAUUAACCCCUUAGUGGAAGACGUCCACGGAAAGGUGUACUGCCUCGACGCCAAAUGCAGAUUCGACGACAAUGCCAGCUUCCGUCAAAAGGCAAUCUUUGAGCUGCAGGACUGGUCCCAAGUCGACCCCAGGGAGAGAGAAGCGCACGACAGCAACCUAAAUUACAUCGCACUCGACGGAGACAUUGGUUGCCUCGUGAAUGGAGCUGGUUUGGCCAUGGCAACAAUGGACAUAAUCAAGCUUCACGGUGGCAGCCCUGCUAACUUUUUGGAUGUUGGCGGGGGAGCCACUGCGCAUCAGGUCACUGAGGCUUUCAGGCUCAUCACAUCCGAUCAGAAGGUGCAAGCCAUUUUGGUGAACAUCUUCGGUGGGAUCAUGCGCUGUGAUGUCAUUGCGGAGGGCAUCAUCCUGGCAGCGGAGACCCUCGAUCUUAAAAUUCCUAUCGUGGUGAGACUUCAAGGAACACAAGUGGACGAAGCCAAAGCACUGAUCGCCACCAGUAAACUUAAAAUCCUGGCCUGUGACAACUUAGAUGAGGCUGCUAAAAUGGUAGUACGCCUUUCGACCAUCGUGGGGCUGGCACGUUCGGCAGCCGUCGACGUCAAAUUUGAGCUCCCUCUCUAGUUGCUCUACCAUCGCAGCAGACUAUGCACAAUUAAGUUAUUCCCUCUCCCACGCCAGGUAGUUGUACAUUUACCAAAGUAUGCGCAAACGUGCAAAUAAAAAAUAAAUAAAAAAAAACUGUCAGUGAUGAACGCACCACUGCAGCCACAAAGUGUUUUCCCUUCCCUCGGUCUUUCAGGCACGGAAAUGGAACUAUCCACCUGAACUGGUGGGCAUAGGAACUGGUGGGACAUAGGCGUUAAACUGAUGUGCAAAUAAACCUGCAAUGAGCUGG